UAUUACGUAUUCACUUGGUUAAAACAAUGGCGCCCUACUCGCGCACUAUCUCGGUGAAUGAAAUAUUUUUUGUAGCCCGGUGGGCUCCAAGACCAUUUCACGCCAAUUCGUCAUGCCAUCGACCGCAAACUGUUGCACAACGCCAUUUCAUUGCCAAUGUCUUUGUCACACAACCUCGCUAUGAUAAGCAAAUUGUUACAUGGCUACUAGAAAGGUGCGGUAGUCCUACCUUUGUCUCUAAUAAUAUAAAUAUUGAGCAAUAGGCUUAUCAAAUUAUUACAGCACAGGUCACUGCAGCGAGCACAUCUCAACCAUGGCGAAGGCUUUGUGUGUUCUACUGGUGGUCGCGGCGGCGUCGGCGGUCCACGUGUCCUACGUGGCUCCGGUGGCCAGCGGGUACAUCUACAGAAGCGACAACGGAGGCCCCGCGAGCCUCAUCCAACUAGGAGCGCAGCAGUACCACCAGCCCGCGGCAUUCGCGCCGCCUCUCCCUGUAGCGCAACCUCUGACCCUACCUCUACCUGAGCCUGAGGUCUACGAACUGCCAGCAACUCCUCUAACUUUCCACGGCGAAGCUGAACCCCUCGCUACGCAUAUCGCUGAACAAGAUGACGACGAAGAUGAUGAUGAUGACGAGGAGGAUCACACGGAUCCGGAACUGUACGGAGAUUUAAUCGAAGUCGGACAUGGACACGGUCACGCUUACGAAAAGGGAGCGGGCAGCGACUACGGCGAAGAACAUCACGCCGCUCAUGGCGAGAAGGGCAGCAAGGGCUACAGCUCCAAAGACCACCACGCUUCAGGCGAAGCUGGACACUACGGCAAGGAACAUAAGGAAGGCCAUUACGGCGAAUCUGAAGGAGAAAAAGCUGCCCACCACGACGAAGCUGAUGUCCACGGAAAGCACCACGAAGCCGGCUCUAGCUACAAAGGAGGCGAUCACGGACAUAAGAAGCACUUCAGCAAGGGCGAGGACGUGACCGGCUACCACAAGGUGUUCCACAAGGACGAGUUCAAGAAGGACCACGAUUUCUACGACGUCGCCGACAACAGCGGCCACUUCAACAAAUACGGCAACGAGAAGGGCCAUCAGGGGUCUGAGGAAGGCGGCCAUAAGGAAGGUGGAUCCCACGACUCUGGUUCUGAUAAGGGUGAGUUUGGCAAAGCGGGCUUCCACGCUAAAGGGCAUCACGAUGAAAGCGACGACAGCCAUUCCGCUGAGGAGGGUAAGGAGAGUCACUACAAUCACAGCACAGAGCACGGCAAGAAAGGCAGCAGCGAAGAUGGGAAAGAGUACCACUUCGAAGAUGAUGAUGAUGAUGAUGACGAGGAGGACGACGAAUAAACAAUGAAACUGAUAAUGUGUAAAUAUUUGUUAACUAAUUGUCCGUUUAAAUUGUUAAUAUGUUUGUACGAAACGAAUGAUGUUGUAAAUAUUUUUGUAACGCUGAUAUAUAUAAACAAUUGAAAACUUAA
Cydia strobilella is the source of this 1476-nucleotide messenger RNA. RefSeq names its product sarcoplasmic reticulum histidine-rich calcium-binding protein-like. The transcript has a single exon. The coding region runs from base 314 to 1345 and encodes 343 amino acids. The record is from RefSeq and is a predicted model, not a curated record. NCBI's taxonomy places the organism in Eukaryota, Metazoa, Arthropoda, Insecta, Lepidoptera, Tortricidae.